AUGGCACCUAGACUCCCUCCUCCACCCCAACCUACGGAACCUGAUGCGUCCAACAACGCUAGGUUGUUGGAGACGGUGAUAGACCGCUUACAGCAACAGAACACGACACUUAUGGAACAAAAUGCCACUCUAAUGCAGCAGAAUCAGAGUGCCAUGCAGAGUUUGGAAGCUUCGCGUGCCAACUCUGAAACGACACAAAGACAAUUGAUGGAGAUCUUAGCAGCGACCAGGCAUAAUGCAGGGGCGUCUUCUUCCAACGCAUCCCCGCCUACUGUCGAGUGGAGCUUGGAGAGUUUUCUCCAACACCAUCCAGCCAAAUUCAGUGGAAAAUGCCUUCCUGAUGAGGCGGACCAGUGGCUGAGAGACAUAGAACGUAUCUACAACGCUAAGAGGUGUCCGGAUGAAAGCCGCCUGGCUUUUACAGAAUAUUUACUGACUGGUGAAGCUAGCCAUUGGUGGACGAGUGUGAAAACCAUCUUAACGGACGCUCAGAAUCCCAUCACCUGGGCUGUUUUCAGAGGCAAAUUUUACGAAGAGUACUUCCCGGACAACGUUCGUUACGCUAAGGAAGUUGAGUUUCUUCAGCUGGCGCAAGGAGCGAAGUCCGUGUCGGAGUAUACCAACACCUUUAAACAUCUUCUGAGGUUCAACACGAUGGCCACCAGUGAGGAGUGGCAGUGUAGGAAAUUCGAGAACGGACUGUGGAGUGAUUUGAAGGUAUUGAUUUCCAGUUUAUGCAUCCGGUCGUUCCCAGCCAUGGUUGAAAGGGCUAAAGUAUUAGAGAAAAAUAUGGCUGAGGCGGAACAACAGAAGAAACAACAGGCGUCAAGAGGACCAAUCCUGUCGAGACCUACUGUGAAUCGGAACAGGACCCCAUACGCUCGUCCAGCUCAGUCGAGUGGUUCACAAGCUAUGGUAGUUGCUGGACAAGCAAAUCAACCGGGUUUUCAGUGCGGAGGACCUCACUUUAGAUCAUCAUGCCCUCAGUUGGUUGGAGGGAAAUAUUGCACUCGUUGUAAAAGAAACGGUCAUCUGGAAAACGAGUGUAAUAUGGGCGGACGUGCAGUGAUGAGACCGCCGAACGCUGGAAGGGCUCAGCAAGGAAGAGGUGGUCGAGCCCAAGCUGUGGGGCGUGUAUAUGCAAUCACGGGUGCGGAAGCAGCAAGUUCAGGUACACUUAUUACCAGCACGUGUUUGCUAUAUGGAAUGAAAUGUUGUGUGCUGUUUGACUCGGGGGCGACACACUCCUUCAUCUCGAAGGCGUGCGUUGAUAAGCUGGGAUUAGCUGAGAGUGAGAUGCAGUUCGACUUGGUGGUGUCAACCCCAACGACUGGAGAGGUUAGGACAUCUACCGUGUGCGUUAGAUGUCCUAUUGAGGUAGAAGGGCGUAGAUACAAGGUGAAUUUGAUAUGUUUGCCUCUCAAGGAUUUAGAAGUAAUUUUGGGGAUGGAUUGGCUGAAUACCAAUUGCAUUCUCAUAGAUUGUGGGGCUAAGGAAUUGAUUUUUCCUGAGGAAGGUGAAGAAGAGUUGGGUGUGACGCUCAGUCACAUUAAGGAAGAUAUAAUGGAAGGCGCCAGUUGCUUCUUAAUCAUGACGCAUGAAGACAGAGAGGUUACGGAUAACAGUUUUGAACGUUCGUCCAACAAGCAUACUGAAGGACGAACGGUUGUGGACGAAUUCCCGGACGUCUUCCCGGAUGAGGUGCCUGGAUUGCCUCCCGUUCGUGAAGUUGAGUUCACCAUAGAUUUGGUAACUACCGCGGCUCCUAUAUCCGUUCAACCGUAUAGAAUGGCACCCGCUGAAUUGGUCGAGCUUAAAAAGCAAAUUGAAGAGUUGAUGGACAAGAGGUUCAUCUGUCCAAGCGUGUCACCUUGGGGAGCACCUGUGUUGUUGGUGAAGAAGAAGGAUGGCAGCUCUCGGCUAUGCAUUGACUAUCGGCAAUUGAAUAAGCUGACCAUCAAGAACAAAUACCCCUUGCCUCGCAUUGACGAUCUACUGGAUCAAUUACAUGGAGCGAGCGUCUUCUCAAAGAUUGAUCUAAGAUCGGGAUACCACCAGAUCCGGGUUAAGGAAGGAGACAUUCAGAAGACGGCCUUCCGUUCACGUUAUGGACAUUACGAGUACGUGGUCAUGCCGUUCGGUGUGACGAACGCUCCAGCAGUCUUCAUGGACUAUAUGAACAGAAUCUUCAGGCCGUACUUGGACAAGUUUGUAGUGGUGUUCAUUGACGAUAUUCUCAUCUACUCCAAGAGCUGUGAAGAACAUGAAGAGCACUUAAGGUUGGUACUUGGAGUGUUGAGAGAAAGAGAGCUGUACGCUAAGUUAUCCAAAUGUGAAUUCUGGAUGAAGGAAGUGCAGUUUUUGGGUCACAUUGUGUCCGCUGGAGGGAUUUCAGUUGAUCCGACCAAGGUGCGAGCGGUAUUGGAAUGGGAAAGCCCUCGUUCGGUAACAGAAGUUAGAAGCUUUGUGGGACUCGCGGGCUACUAUAGGCGUUUCAUAGAAGGAUUCUCUAAGAUAGUAGCACCGUUAACACAACUGACCAGGAAGGAUCACCCGUUCGCCUGGACUGAUCGGUGUGAAUCUAGUUUUCAAGAGCUGAAGCGGAAGUUGACGAGCGCUCCAGUUUUGGUAAUUCCGGACACUACCAAACCUUUUGAAGUUUACUGUGACGCAUCUCACCAAGGUUUGGGGUGCGUUCUUAUGCAAGAGAAACGAGCAGUGGCGUACGCCUCUCGGCAAUUGAAGAUACAUGAGAGGAAUUAUCCAACGCACGACCUAGAGCUGGCAGCGGUCGUCUUUGCCCUGAAGAUUUGGAGACACUACUUGUAUGGAUCCGUUUUCCAAGUCUUUAGUGAUCAUAAGAGCCUCAAGUACCUCUUUGAUCAAAAGGAGUUGAAUAUGAGACAGCGGAGGUGGCUUGAAUUCAUAAAGGAUUAUGAUUUCGAGUUGCUUUAUCACCCUGGUAAAGCAAACGUUGUGGCGGACGCUCUAAGCAGGAAGGUGGUGCAUGUGUCGUCCAUGAUGGUGCGCGAGCGGAGCUUAGUGGAGAGUUUCAGAGAUCUAAGGUUACAGUUUGAGUUAGAACCGAGCAGCAUCAAGUGCUGUAACCUUAGAAUAUCUAGCAAUGUGUUUGAUCGAAUUAAGAUGAAGCAACGUGAGGACGAAGAGCUAGUGAAGAUCUUAAGCGCGCUCGGUACGGAUCAAGCUAAGUGGUUCAAUACGGGAACGGACGGCAUGUUGCGUUACAUGGGUAGAACCAUUUCAAUGGACUUCGUGACUCAUUUGCCUCGCACGGUCAAGAAUCACGAUUCGAUUUGGGUGAUAGUGGAUCAUCUAACAAAGAGUGCUCACUUCCUAGCUGUCAACUUGAAGAUGUCCAUGACCAACUUGGCCAAGCUCUACAUCAAAGAGAUCUCGUUGCAAAGCGAACUGGGCAGCAAACUCCAAAUGAGUUCAGCGUACCAUCCUCAGACGGACGGUCAAUCCGAGAGAACAAUCCAGACGCUCGAGGAUUUAUUACGGACGUGCGUACUUGAUCACAUGGGCGUUUGGGAUGAAAUACUGCCGUUAGUAGAGUUCACCUACAACAACAGCUUCCAGUCCAGCAUUGGAAUGGCUCCUUUUGAAGCACUUUACGGACGCAAAUGCCGCACGCCACUUUGCUGGUUUCAAGAAGGAGAAAACAUAUUGACGGGACCGGAGCUCGUUCAACAAACGACUGACAAGGUGAAAUUAAUUCAAGAGAGAUUGAAGACAUCCAGAAGCAGGCAGAAGUCAUAUGCCGAUAAGAGAAGACGACCCUUGGAGUUCAAAGCUGGCGAUCACGUUUUCCUAAGGAUGAAUCCGACUACUGGAGUAGGAAGAGCGUUGAGAUCAAAGAAGUUAUCUCCCAAGUUCGUGGGGCCUUAUCAGAUCUUGAGAAGAAUUGGACCUGUUGCAUACGAACUAGCCCUGCCUCCACAAUUAUCCAACCUUCAUCCGGUAUUUCACGUCUCUCAACUCCGGAAGUACGUGUCUGAUCCCUCGCACAUAUUGGAGCUGGAGGACGUUCGUCUUCGACAAGACCGAACGCUUGAGAUGAAGCCGAUUCGCGUUGAAGACGUUCGCACUAAGCUAUACAAAGGGAAGGACGUUCGACUGGUGAGAGUGAUAUGGGACGACAAGACUGGCGACUCUACUUGGGAAGUUGAGGAUGCCAUGAGAGACUUAUACCCUCAUCUAUUUCCUGGUAAGAUUUAA
Messenger RNA from Vigna angularis (adzuki bean), 4239 nucleotides. RefSeq lists its product as uncharacterized. Bases 1 to 4239 code for a protein of 1412 amino acids. The transcript is spliced from 4 exons. Lineage: Eukaryota; Viridiplantae; Streptophyta; Magnoliopsida; Fabales; Fabaceae. Gene Ontology annotation, molecular function: nucleic acid binding. The record is from RefSeq and is a predicted model, not a curated record. Gene Ontology annotation, biological process: DNA integration.